AUGGAAGAAGUGAAUAAAAAGUUUAACUUAGUUUCUAAAAAUGGGACAGAUUAUAAUAAAAUUGAAAUAACAACGACGAUCGUUGAACAGUUUAAUGACAUUGUUCAGUCUUGUAUAAAUCUUCCAGAAGAUGAAAUAUUUUCAAAUAUCUUUCGACAGUAUGCAACAACUACUUUUGUUAAUAUUGAAAAUAUUGCAUGGAAACUUUUGUAUCAAUGGCACAUAAAUAAUUAUCAAUGUCAAGAAUAUGAAUCAAUUUACUUGAAAAAUGUUGCAUUAUUAAAUAUAAAAAUUGUGUUUGCAAACGUACAAGUCGAUGAUGUGAAAAGGUCAUUAUUACUAGAUAAACAAUAUAUAAAUACUUUGAUGCUGAUUCUAAAAGAAAUUAAUAACUCUCAAAUUUUACAUGAUAAUUCAUGUUUAACAAUUUUAUGUUUGUGGCUCGAUGUAUUAUCCUAUUUUGAACAUGAAUCUUCACAUAAUACAGUAUGUGAUCAUAGUUUCAUAGCAUUAAAUGAAAUAAUAACUGGUUGUGUACUAUCUCAAUGGUACAAAAUUUAUCUAGAAGAAAUGAAAGAAAAUAUUUCGAAAAAAAUUAACAAAGAAUUACGUUUAAAACCAGCACAAUUAUUAUAUAUUGGAUCAUGUUCGUUUUCAUUGGGCGUACAUUUAUGUAUUACAAAAGAAUUAUUAAUCGAAAAACAAGUACUUGACCGAUUAUUAAAUAAUUGUCGUCAAUUUGUUAUGAAUUAUGCUAAAGUUAUCACAAAAUGGUCAAAAGAUAUUUUACAUUGCAUAACAGGUAAUUUAUGA
Didymodactylos carnosus is the source of this 813-nucleotide messenger RNA. NCBI's taxonomy places the organism in Eukaryota, Metazoa, Rotifera, Eurotatoria, Philodinida, Philodinidae. The record is from the annotation of a GenBank genome assembly.